Messenger RNA from Penicillium robsamsonii, 2013 nucleotides. Its product is annotated as copper amine oxidase. NCBI's taxonomy places the organism in Eukaryota, Fungi, Ascomycota, Eurotiomycetes, Eurotiales, Aspergillaceae. The record is from RefSeq and is a predicted model, not a curated record. Bases 1 to 2013 code for a protein of 670 amino acids. Gene Ontology annotation, molecular function: quinone binding; primary methylamine oxidase activity; copper ion binding. The transcript has a single exon. Gene Ontology annotation, biological process: amine metabolic process.
AUGCUUCACCUAGAUCCUCUGUCAGCUGCUGAAAUCUCGCAAACAAGCACAGUCAUUCGAGCGUCCAGCAAGUCGGAGGUCAAAUUUAACAGCAUCACGCUGUUAGAGCCCCCCAAAGCUGAAUAUGCUGCUUUCCGUGAUUCUGGUGGACCGCGCCCAGCUAGACGGUCUCUUUCAAUUGUCAUUCCUCGCGGUACACAGCAAGUAGUCGAGGUCACUGUGAAUUUGGUCUCACAAAAAGUCGAGUUUUGGCGGGAAAUCAAGGAUGUUAUGCCUAUCUUGACACUGGAAGAUUUGGAUGUUGUGGAAAGAAUCUCCAGAGUUCACCCACAAGUCAUUAAGGCUUGCAAUGAACUGGGGAUCACUGACAUGUCGAAAGUCUUCUUCGAUGGUUGGGCAAUUGGAGUGGAUGAGCGCUGGGGGUUUGAAAGACGACUACAACAAGCACUUGCUUAUUAUCGCACAUCACCAUCGGACAACCAAUACGCCCAUCCCCUCGAUUUUACAGUCAUUGCAGACACAGAGCGAGAGGAGGUCCUUUCCGUUGACAUUCGAACUGUCAACGGAGAGCGAACCCCCAUUCCGAUGAAAGAGCACAAUUAUCUCCCUGAGUUUGCGGAAACAAGCCAGUACAAGUUCGACGUUCUCAAACCGAUCAACAUCACACAGCCUCAAGGAGUCUCGUUCAAGAUGAGUGGAAGAGAAAUCCACUGGGCCAAUAUGAAAAUGCACAUUGGUUUCAACUAUCGAGAAGGACUUGUUUUAUCCGACAUCCGCAUCCGAGAUCCAUACGAUAAUAGCAACAAGGACCGCAAAAUCUUCAAUAGAUUAAGUGUGGUCGAAAUGUUUGUUCCAUACGGAUCCCCUAAGAGCCCGCAUCAUAGAAAACACGCAUUUGAUAUUGGCGAAUAUGGUUCUGGAUUCAUGGCCAAUUCCCUGAAGCUCGGAUGCGAUUGCAAAGGUGUCAUUCAAUACUUAGAUGCCGUCCUCAACACGUCAAGUGGUGCUCCGCUACUCAUUGAGAAUGCGAUCUGCAUACAUGAAGAGGACAACGGUCUGCUCUACAAGCAUACAGAUUUCCGUGAUGGACGUGUGAUUUCAGCCCGAGACCGAAAGUUGGUGAUCUCCCAGAUUCUGACUGCCGCAAACUAUGAAUAUGCUUUCUAUCACACAUUCACGCUGGACGGAACGUAUAAGCUGGAAGUCAAAUUGACUGGCAUGUUGAACACCUAUUGUCUUCAUGAAAGUGAAGAAUCAGCGCCAUUCGGCACAGAGGUUGCUGAGCGUCUUGAUGCACAAAACCACCAGCACAUUUUCUCACUCCGCAUUGAUUCAGAGAUUGAUGGUUCCAACAAUACUGUCAUCCAAAACGAUGCAGUCCCGAUCGAUGUUCCGACCGAGCAGAAUCCAUAUGGCAACGGAUUCAUGGCAAAGAAAACGAUUUUCAAAACCGCUAAAGAUGGCUCUGCCAGCUAUUGCCAUGAAACCUCUCGAACGUGGGACAUUGUGAAUCCGAACAUCGUCAGUAAAGUCUCUAAGAAGCCUGUCGGGUACAAGAUUGUGAAUAGUCAAUGCCCCGCGCUUCUAGCUAAACCAGACAGCGUCAUUGCAAAGAGAGGAUCGUUUGCGCAGAAAGCUCUUUGGGUACUUCCAUACCGAGACUAUGAGCUAUUCCCAGCAGGGUCUUAUGUGUGCCAGUCCACUGGUGACUACCAUCCAGAAAAUAUGACCAUCAGCGAUUGGGUUGCUCGCGAUGAGCCAAUCGAGAAUACGGACAUCGUCUGUUAUGUUCAAUUUGGGCUUACACACUUCCCGCGUACUGAGGACUUUCCCAUUAUGCCAGCGGAGCCUGUCAGUGUGAUGUUACGUGCAUCCAACUUCUUCGAAAAGAACCCUGCGCUUUGGGUGCCGCCAUCAGAGUUGGAUGUAGAUUCAUCAUCUACGAAUGCUAACUCGGAUACUGGAAGGGACUGUGUUGGACAGGGCAAGAGUACGCUGAUACCCAAGCUUUGA